AAGAAGGGAGGCCCACAAAACCACUCUCUCUCAAGUUUUCCUCAUUACAUAUCUUGGAUCCCUCUCCAUUUCUUUAACUCUGUUUCUCGCUGUGUGAGGAAAAACAGAAAAACAGAGGAACUUGCAUUUGUUUUCAUGGCGCUCUUAACUAAUUCCUUCCAAGAUCACAAGAAACCCCUCCGCAAUAAACGCCGGAAAAAACACCCAAACCCAACUCCGCCGCCCUCUUCCGCCCAAUCCUCAUGGGACCAUAUCAAGAAUCUCAUCACCUGCAAACAGGUUGAGGUUUCCAGAGUUCAAGAGCCGGCGAAACGGUCACCGGCGUACUCGAAAUUGGGGUCUUCUUGCAGGUCCAUAUGUAGCUUUAGAGAUGUGGUUCAUGGCAAUGCUAAAGUAGUUCAUAGAGCCGACAACUCGCCGGAAAGCAGCUCCGUCGGACAGGAAACCAGGUUGCUUACUAGAAAACCUGCAAACGGUUCUUCGUCGCGUUCUCUAACGGCGCCGGCGUCGGUGUCGGCCAGAACCAAAAAUGGCGGUUCGGCUUCUGGUUCGUAUAAUUCCUCGUCUUCUAGAGGAAUACAAUUACGAAAACUUUCUGGGUGUUAUGAAUGCCACACCAUCGUUGACCCUAGCAGGUACCCAAUUCCAAGGAGUUCUAUACGUCCAUGUCCUCAAUGUGGAGAGGUCUUCCCCAAGAUUGAAAGCUUAGAGCUUCACCAAUUAGUUCGUCACGCUGUAUCGGAAUUGGGUCCUGACGAUUCUGGUCGAAACAUCGUGGAGAUUAUUUUCAAAUCAAGCUGGCUUAAAAAGGACCGUCCAAUUUGUAAGAUCGAACGGAUAUUAAAGGUCCACAAUACCCAACGCACAAUCCAACGGUUUGAGGAUUGCCGUGACGCAGUGAAGACACGUGCACUCGGAAGCACCAGAAAAAACCCGCGAUGUGCGGCUGACGGUAAUGAGCUGUUGCGGUUCCACUGUAGCGCCUUGUGGUGCGACCUCGGCUCACGUGGCUCAACCGGCUUGUGCGGCUCGAUUCCCGGUUGCGGUGUCUGCAGUGUUAUCCGUCAUGGAUUCCAGUGUAACCCCGGUGGGCCCCCUGGUGUACGGACCACCGCUAGUAGUGGUAGGGCCCACGAUUCGUUUGAGUGUGGCGACGGGCGGCGACGGGCGAUGUUGGUGUGCCGUGUCAUCGCCGGGAGAGUGAAGCGGAUCUCGGAGGAUGCUGCGACGGCGACAGCGACGGAGGAGGAGAAUGUGGCGGCGGCGGCAGCCUCAUACGACUCGAUUUCACGACACUCCGGGUUGUACUCGAAUCUCGAGGAGUUGAUGGUUUUCAAUCCAAAGGCUAUCCUUCCUUGUUUCGUUGUCAUCUACGAAGCGCUCCAAACCUAAUUAACGACGUCGUUUUAGAAGAAAUAUAUGGUUUAAUUUAGUUGUAUUUCUUUCCUUUAACUCCUUUUAUAGUUUUAAAUUUUUUUAAUUUUUAACUUUUCUUGCCUUUUCUUUUACAUUUUUCAAUUAUACUAUUUCCUUCUUGUGGAUGUUAAAUGUGAGUAAUAAAUAAGGGUAUCCAAAUAUUUAAUGAGUUCAGUUUAGAUAAGAAAUUAUGUCACUAGAGAAGAAAAUUGAAAAUUUCUCUCUCUAAUGUGGUCUAAUUUUUGCUCUAAAUUUUUUUUUCUGACUCAUUGGGUACGAGCUUAUUGUUGAUUACAUUUAAUAUCUAUUUAUAGAAAUACUAUAAUUGAAAAUUUUUAACGCAAGAAGUUAAAUUGAAGAAUUUGAAACUAUAGUUCAAUUAUAAAGCACUUUAAAAUGUAAACUCUAAAACAAAUUUGAUCAUGUAUUUCUUUAGGGUAGCUAACUUUACGGUUGUACAUAGCUUUUGACGUUGUAUUUAUCGAAAUUGUGGGUAUUAAUUGUCAUAACUUAUUUUAUCUAUUUUUUUAUUA
Molecule: messenger RNA, 1949 nt
Organism: Benincasa hispida (wax gourd)
Lineage: Eukaryota; Viridiplantae; Streptophyta; Magnoliopsida; Cucurbitales; Cucurbitaceae
Product: C2H2-like zinc finger protein
Source: RefSeq, a predicted model, not a curated record